AGAAUUUCAAACCCAUCGUUUCUAUAGAGAGCUGCAUCACACACAGUUUGGAAAAAAGAAAUAUUACAGAGAGAGAGAGAGAGAGAGAGAGAGAGAGCGAGGUAAAAAGCAAACUAAAAGAAAAUUAAAAGAAAAAGAUCGGGAAAUGGGUUGGUCGGAAUCAGGAGAAAGAUGCAUGAAGCACCCAAAUACGAAUCAAACACCGGGAGUUUGUUCAUCUUGUCUGAGAGAGAGACUUUCUCAGCUCAAUGUUUCUAACAACAUGAAAACGGCCAUGGGAGCUUAUUAUUACAAUAAUACUUCUUUGUCAGAGUCUCCUUCUUUAUCAUCUUCUACCUACGAUGAAAUAUCAUCGGCUUCUUCUCGACGGCGGCGUCAUCAUCAUCGGAAUGUUUCGGAAGCGAUGGGUUCGAUCUCUUUCAUGCUUAACGUCGGAAGUGGGUUGAAGAAGAGCAGGUCCAUAGCUUUUGUGACAAAAGCUCAUGAUUUUGGAGAUGUUAAAAGUGGGAAAAAGAAACCUGGGUUUUGGUCUAAAUUGCUUCGGACUAAAGAAAAGAGGAACAAAGAUCAGGUUUUUAUGCAUUCCAACACUGUAAGAGAAAGUUUAUAUUAGGAUAAUAAAGAAGAAGAAGAAGAAGAAGAAGGGACUGGAAUGGAAUUAUAGAAAAGCAGACCGUAUAUUUUUGGGAUACUGGAAAAGAAAUAUGAACGUUUCUGAUCUGCCUGAAACAGUACAGUUUUUGGUUUGGUUUCUUAAACUCCGGCGAAAAGGUUAAAUUUGUAAUUUCAACAAGCCUAACAUGUUAAAAUUAUUUUUUUCUGAACGAAGUCAUCGAGUCAAGUUAGACAUGAUUUUAUUAUUUAAUAAUAAUAUAUAUUAUAGUUGGCUUUCAUGUAAGGAAGUUGCUGAAUUCCUACGACAAAUUUGCGUAAUUUGGUAGAAAUGUUGGAAUUGGAAUAUUGACUCUGAAGAGUCGUGUUAUCCUUGGUAAUAUGUAUCAUAUUGAAUGUGUUUCAUGUCGGUAUAUGCGAUUAUACUCUCUUUUGUUUAGAUUUUUUGUUGGAUAUCCAUCUUGUAGCUUCCUUUGGUGGAGUUUAAUUUCAAUGCCAUCUCUAAUCAAAUUUACAUGCC
Ziziphus jujuba (common jujube) is the source of this 1132-nucleotide messenger RNA. RefSeq lists its product as uncharacterized. The record is from RefSeq and is a predicted model, not a curated record. The coding region runs from base 146 to 613 and encodes 155 amino acids. NCBI's taxonomy places the organism in Eukaryota, Viridiplantae, Streptophyta, Magnoliopsida, Rosales, Rhamnaceae. The transcript has a single exon.